AUAUCAAGAAAUUACAUAAGAGUUCAGUUACAGUUUUGCUUCUUCUGUCUUUCUCUCUCUCUAAUUCUUCUUACAUAUUUCUCUCUCUAGUUCUUGGGCGCGACAUCUCCACUCUUUAGUAUCUCCACGCUCCGACGCCAACGCCACCUCCACAACGUCGUCGAAGCUCGGUCCGCUCGUGUUGCUUGAUCGGCUCCGUCGCAGCUCGCUUUCCUCCGCCGCACGUCGACGUCCACCGCCCACUCCACGCCACAGACGUGAUCGGAUCGCGAUAAGCAACGUCGCCAAAUAGAACGGGUUUGAUCGUCGUUUUUGCUUUGUGGGAGCAGGGAGCCAGUUGAAAGGCAAGAAAAAGGAGGAAAAAUGUCUCGGAUACUGGUGCAGCCGGUAGGGCAAAAGAGACUAACGAAUGUCGCUGUGGUCCGCCUCAAGAAGCGCGGCACUCGCUUCGAGAUCGCCUGCUACAAGAACAAGGUUCUCUCUUGGCGUUCUGGCUUCGAGAAAGAUUUGGAUGAAGUGUUGCAGUCACAGAUAGUUUAUUCAAAUGUUUCAAAAGGAAUUCUUUCCAAGUCAAAAGAUUUGAUUGCGGCUUUUGGAACUGAUGAUCAGGGAAAAAUAUGCUUGGAGAUUUUGGAUAAAGGAGAUCUUCAAGUGGCUGGGAAGGAGAGAGAAUCUCAGUUAUCUAGUCAGUUUCGGGAUAUUGCGACCAUUGUUAUGCAGAAGACCUUCAAUCCUGAAACUCAACGUCCUUACACCAUUAGCAUGAUUGAGCGACUUAUGCAUGAAAUUCAUUUUGCUGUUGAUCCACAUGGUAGCUCAAAGAAGCAGGCUCUGGAAGUAAUACAUGAGCUUCAGAAGCACUUUCCAAUAAAACGGUCGCCAAUGAGAUUACGACUCUAUGUUCCAGAAAAGAAUUAUUCCUCUCUUUUGGAGAAGCUGAAUAUCUGGAAUGCUACCAUUGUUUCAAAAGAUGAUUUUGGAAGUCAGCCGUCUAUUGUUUGUGAAAUUGAUCCUGGUUUAUAUCGGGACUCUAGUGAAUUUGUGAGCAAUUUGCAAGGACGGUUUGAAGUUCUUGCACACUCUGUGCAUGUGGAGGGAGAUACCCAUGCAGAUGAUUAUGAUGAUUAUGCCGACGGGCUGUCAGUCUUACCCAAGGAAUCUGCUAAACAUACGUCUGAACUAAGCGAGAAAUUCCAAAAACAGACCACUGUUUCUGUUGAAAGUGGGAAUGCCAAGGGGGAGGGGAAGCAAAAUAAGUGCAGUACAUGCAAUGCAUUUUUUGGGGAUUCCAAGGAGUUCAGGGAUCACUUCAAGGGUGAGUGGCAUAAGCAUAACGUGAAGCGCAAGACCCGGCAACUCCCUCCCCUUACUGAAGAAGAGUGCAUGGUUGACGCUGAAGCUGGUGACUCGAGGGCAGAUUUGAAGGAUUAUUCAUUUUAAGACUGGAUGGUUAAUUUCCACACAUGUAUUAGAUAAUAGUAAAAGAUGUUUUGUGCUUGCUUAUCAAAAAAAAAGUAAAAGAUGUUUUAUGCUGGUGUUUGGAUUCCCCUAAAUAGAAAAUAUAUGAGAGAAUCAUUUUUCGCUA
Carya illinoinensis is the source of this 1585-nucleotide messenger RNA. Its product is annotated as ribosome maturation protein SBDS. Gene Ontology annotation, biological process: cytosolic ribosome assembly; ribosome biogenesis. The transcript has 6 exons. Bases 364 to 1440 code for a protein of 358 amino acids. Lineage: Eukaryota; Viridiplantae; Streptophyta; Magnoliopsida; Fagales; Juglandaceae. Gene Ontology annotation, molecular function: zinc ion binding; nucleic acid binding. The record is from RefSeq and is a predicted model, not a curated record.